Habropoda laboriosa is the source of this 1769-nucleotide messenger RNA. RefSeq names its product kynurenine/alpha-aminoadipate aminotransferase, mitochondrial-like. The transcript is spliced from 8 exons. The coding region runs from base 1 to 1314 and encodes 437 amino acids. The record is from RefSeq and is a predicted model, not a curated record. Gene Ontology annotation, biological process: biosynthetic process. Lineage: Eukaryota; Metazoa; Arthropoda; Insecta; Hymenoptera; Apidae. Gene Ontology annotation, molecular function: L-kynurenine:2-oxoglutarate transaminase activity; pyridoxal phosphate binding.
AUGCACAAGACGAAGGAAAAAUUCGAGGUGGAUUACUCGUCGUUUAAGACGGAAGUCUCGAAGAGGAGGAGAUCGGCCACCACCAGAGAACUGACGAAAAUAGCGUAUUCCGCGCCGAAAAACGUGGUCUCGCUGGCAGAGGGUAUGCCAAACGAGGAGACCUUCCCUUUCACAGAAAUCUCCAUCAAACUUAAAGACGGAUCGUCUUUCACCCUCGAGGAGCGAGAAUUGGGCGCAGCUUUGCAGUAUAUUCCCACUCAGGGCUACCCGCCACUUCUGCAGAGCCUGAGGGAGUUCCAGAGAAGGGCGCACGCACCUCCCUUGUUGGAGAGCCGCGACAUCGUGAUCGUCUCCGGAUCUCAGGACGGAUUAAGCAAAACUCUCGAGGCCAUAAUCGGCCCAGGCGAUCCUCUACUCGUGCACGAUCCUUUUUAUCCCGGCGUGGAAGUUGUGGUCGCGCCGCACAAGGCGGAGCUGAUCCCGAUCCCUCAGGAUGAGCACGGUUUGGUCCCAGAAAUUCUCCGGGAGACGUUGAGGAACAGGGAGCUGUCUGGGAAGAAAAUGCCGAAAAUCAUGUACAUAAACGCGACCGGAACGAAUCCCACAGGCGUCGUUAUACCGUUGGAAAGGCGGAAGGAGAUCUACAGGAUAGCCUGUGAAUACAACUUCUUGAUCCUCGACGACGAUCCUUACCACUUCCUGCACUUCAACGAGGUGGAACCGAAGUCGUUCUUAUCGCUCGACACGGAAGGAAGAGUGAUCAGGUUGGACUCUUUCUCCAAAGUGAUCAGCAGCGGUCUCAGAUUAGGCUUCAUCACGGCUGCGGCUCCGCUGAUAGCCAGCAUCGAGCUACAUUUGCAAAGCAGCCACCUUCACGCCCCUACGUUAUCACAGGUGAUAAUGUACAAGCUGUUGAAACUAUGGGGAUACGACGGUCUGAUGAAGCAUUUCAUGAGGAUAAGGUGUUUCUAUAAGCAACGCAGGGACGCUAUCGCUGUGCUCGCUGAAAAACACUUGAGCGGUUUGGCAGACUUCACGGUGCCAAGUGGAGGUUUAUUCCUCUGGAUCAAAGUACGUGGUAUUAAAGACACUUGGAAGAUGAUAAUGCAACGGGGAGUCGCUGAAGGUGUUAUAAUGGCACCUGGUGCAGCUUUCAUGAGAGAUACCGGCAAACCGUGCAACGCUAUUAGAGCGAGUUUUGCUAAAGCUUCAUACGAAGAAAUGGAUCUGGCAAUGGAAAGAUUGGCAGACCUAAUCAGGUCCGAAUUACGAAACAAUUACACAAUAAUGAAUGAAAAUUCUUACAUAAAUUAGUAUAUAUUUACUGUAGAAUUAGCGAUAUUGCCAACAUCGUGUAAUCAAAAUUCCUGUAUUCACGGAACCACAUAUGUUGCAGUAUCGGGUGUUGAUAUAGAAGAAAUCGUUGUACCUAGUGACGAGAACUUGUCGAUUAUUACUAAAGUAGAAAAAUGACUAUUGAUCAUACGAGAGUUCUUCGAAAAUUGCUCUCUUCCUAACUGCUAGAGGACCGUAAGAUCUAAGUUUUUGUGUGUUUUAAUAUUUAUAACUGGGUAUUAAUUUUUGUAUACUAUCAAGCAUCGUUUCAUGCAACCUGCGAUCAUUCCAUCUUCUUCGACGAUCAUCAAUAUCAUUCUCAUCGCAAACAUUUCUUUAAUCAUUCCCAAACAAUUUGUAUAAAUUUUGUACACAAUUAGUCGCUGUAAAAAUUCGUAGAUGUAAACUCUAGCGCGUGUAUUUAUCGCGAAUCG